Molecule: messenger RNA, 2662 nt
Organism: Colius striatus (speckled mousebird)
Lineage: Eukaryota; Metazoa; Chordata; Aves; Coliiformes; Coliidae
Gene: AGBL3
Product: AGBL carboxypeptidase 3
Biological process (GO): proteolysis
Molecular function (GO): zinc ion binding; metallocarboxypeptidase activity
Source: RefSeq, a predicted model, not a curated record
GCAUGGCGUGUAGCCCGGGCCCGGGCCGCCGCCGGCGGAGGCCACAGGCGCGGGGCGAGCGCAGGGAAAGGCUCUUCGCCGUGGAGGGAAGCGGUUCAGAUGAAGAACCCCCUAACUCAUUAGUGACAGAAGACAGUCAGCAGUGUGCUGUUCUUACAGAUUCCAUUUGUGCCCAUCCUUUUGCAAGGUCAAAACAGAUUCAUUCCUCAUCUGACUUGGAAGCAGUGGUAGCCCAUCCUCAGGAGCCUCAGAAUCUGGAUGACUCAUCACCUGCCAGUCAGUUUUCCGUGGUGUACUGGCCACACGAACGGGAAGUCAUCAGGGACAGAAUUGAGCACAUUGACUGGAUACCCACUACCCCUGAGCCAUUGUACACUCCAACAGGUUUGGAGAGGAAGCCACUAUACCAAACUCCUGACAAAGACACUGUGAUUUAUCUAGAAGAAGGUGGGAACAGCCUGAGAAAUCUUGCUGUUAGCUAUAGGUAUUCCAAAGGGAGAGGUCUCUGCCCCCUGAAACAUAUCGUCCUUCAGGAAGAGGACAACACACUAAUCUUUGAAGCACGGUUUGAGAGUGGGAAUUUGCAGAAGGUGGUCAAAGUGACUGAAUUUGAGUACGAGCUGACGCUGCGCCCUGACCUCCACACAAGCAGGCACACGUGGUGGUACUACUUCCAAGUAAGCAACACGCGGGCAAGGCUGCCGUAUCGCUUCACUAUUGUCAACUUCCCCAAGCCUAACAGCCUGUAUAAAUGGGGCUUGCAGCCCCUGCUGUACUCGGAAGCUGACGCCAGGGAGCACAAGGUUGGCUGGAGAAGGACAGGAAGUGAAAUCAAGUAUUACAAAAACAAUGCAGGCCAAGGUGAACAGCAGUAUUUCUGUCUCACUUGGACAUGCCAGUUCCCUCAUGACCGAGACACCUGCUACUUUGCCCACUGCUAUCCUUACACCUACUCCACCCUGCAGGAGUACCUGGCAAACAUCUCCAAAGAUCGAGUAAAGUCCAAGUUCUGCAAGAUUAACGUCUUGUGCCGUUCACUGGCAGGAAACAUCGUGUAUGUUUUAACUGUCACCAGCCCCCCUAAAAGUGGCAGGUACUCCAAGAGGAAGGCUGUGAUACUAACCGCGAGGGUGCAUCCAGGAGAAACUAACAGUUCCUGGAUAAUGAAGGGCUUUCUGGAUUACAUUCUUGGUGAUUCAGGCCAAGCUCAACACCUGCGGGACACUUUUGUCUUCAAAGUGGUACCCAUGUUGAAUCCAGAUGGUGUGAUUGUGGGAAAUCACCGCUGCUCUUUAACAGGUCAGGACCUGAACCGCAAAUACAGUUCUAACAUGAAGAAAUGUUAUCCUUCCAUCUGGUACACCCAAAACAUGAUCAGAAGAGUAAAGGAGGAACGUGAUGUGUUUCUGUAUUGUGACAUCCAUGGUCACAACACGAAACAAAAUGUCUUCAUGUAUGGUUGUGAGAGAAAGCAGCAAGCAAAAGCUCUGUACUUGCAGCCACGUGUCUUCCCACUCUUGUUGAGCAAGAGCUGCCCAGAUAAGUUCUCAUUCCCAGACUGCUGUUUCAGAGUACUAAAGAACAAGAGUGGUACAGGUCGAGUGAUAAUGUGGAAGAUGGGCAUCAAGAACAGUUACACUUUGGAAGCCUCUGUCUGUGGCUCUAAGUUGGGCUACAGACGAAACACCCAUUUCAAUCUGAAAGACUUGGAGUCAGUAGGACAGCAUUUCUGUGAUGCUCUCUGGAAAUACUGUGUUUAUACCAAGGAGGAACUCGAGAAAGUAGUGAAACAGCAAGCUAGGAUGAAUUCCAAGGUGCUGAAUCCUGAUCUGUUUGACUGGAAUUCCAGCAGCCAAGCUUCUGACAGGCCAGACUCCUGUGGUCUUGUUGCACACCAGUUAAAGCUAAGUAUUAAGAAUAAAGGCUCUGAAACUCAACAUAAAAUAUUUCAGGGAUUUGACACAGUGGAAAAAGUAAAAAUGCCAGUUACAGAUUCUGCCAAACAAGUAGGAGAGAAUUUCAGCUCUGAGAGACUCCUCCGUGUGGCUAAAGGCAAUCAUGAAAAGCCUGAUGUGCCACAGGAGGCAGGAAAAAGUGUGUGCUGUGCUACAACCCCAUCCGCAAAAGAAAAUUUCUGUUCAUCCAGCUUUGAUCUGGUCUCUCAGAAGAUGAAGAAGUACAAUGGCAAAAGUGUCUCCAGGUCUACAAAGAAGACACUUCAAUGUUUAAAAGGUCAUGAUCAUAGUGCAAAGAGCAAAUCAAAAAAGGAAGAAAGGAAAAUGAAGAGGAAGCUCCCUUCAAAAAGCACACAACUCAAGAAAACCGGCACAGCAAGCCGAGAUGGUAUUUCCAGGAAGAGUAAAUCCUGCCAGGCACAAGACUUCUCUCUGCCUGAAGCACAGUCCAAGCAAUGUGCUGGAAAGGGUAUAUUUUGCAACCCUAGUUCUUCAGGCAGUGAAGGCACAUGAAAGUGUCAUGUAUCUGAUUUCCUUAAAGAAUUCCCAAGACUUUGGUUAUGGGUUAUGACUCCACCUGUGAUGGAAUAAAUACCUGCAGAAAUAAAAAUUCUUGCUCUUUUUUUUUUUCUGAAAAUCAGUUUGCAAAAUUUGCCUAAUGUACAAACAAAGUUGCUCUCACCACAUGAAGAUGUAUCCCAAAUUCU